Molecule: messenger RNA, 1230 nt
Organism: Myiozetetes cayanensis
Lineage: Eukaryota; Metazoa; Chordata; Aves; Passeriformes; Tyrannidae
Product: lipase member M-like
Exons: 10
Coding region: 1-1230 (409 amino acids)
Molecular function (GO): hydrolase activity, acting on ester bonds
Source: RefSeq, a predicted model, not a curated record
AUGACUUCUGGCACAAGAGAGAAGAUAUGGCUGUUUGUUGCUGUGACAUAUUUGUUUCAGGGAAUUACUUAUUCAGAAGAAAUGAAAAGAAUGGAGAGAGCUGUGGAUCCUGAAGCAUUUAUGAAUGUUAAUGAGCUCAUUACUUACAAAGGGUACCCCAGCGAGCAGUAUGAAGUGAUGACAGAAGAUGGUUAUAUCAUUACCAUUAACAGAAUCCCUUAUGGUACUCAGAAUCAAGGAAGCUCAGCUUCGAAACCUGCUGUGUUUCUCCAGCAUGGAUUAUUGGGAGAUGCUAGUAACUGGGUCACAAACCUGCCCAACAACAGCUUGGGCUUCAUGCUAGCUGAUGCUGGUUUUGACGUUUGGAUGGGAAAUAGCAGAGGGAAUCGCUGGUCAAGAAAACAUGAAAAUUAUUCCAUUGAUCAAGAUGAAUUCUGGGCUUUCAGUUUUGAUGAGAUGGCAAGGUUUGAUCUUCCAGCAGCAAUAAAUUUCAUUGUGGAGAAAACAGGACAGGAAAAGUUGUACUAUAUUGGCUAUUCACAAGGUACUACCAAUGCUUUCAUUGCAUUUUCAGCAAUGCCAGAGCUGGCUCAAAGAAUCAAACUCUAUUUUGCAUUGGCACCUGUCACUACUAUUAAGUAUGCUAAAGGCCCGGCCACAAAACUCCUCUACCUUCCUGAAAAAGUGCUCAGGAGUAUGCUUGGCAAAAAGGAAUUCCUUCCCCAGACUGAAGGUCUAAGAAGGAUAAUAGCCCCUGUCUGCAGCCACCGAGCUUUAGCUGGGCUUUGUAGAAGUGUCUUCUUCAGUCUGGGUGGCUGCAACUUGAAAAACAUUGAUGUGAACCGAAUCAAUGUGUAUAUUGCCCAGACCUCCGCUGGAACUUCUGUACAGAACAUAGUCCAUUGGAGUCAGGUGGCCCGCUCGGGGAAGUUCCAAGCUUAUGACUGGGGAAGUUCAAAGAAGAACAUGGAAAAAUACCAACAGACUAUUCCUCCUCUCUACAACAUAGAAAAGAUGACUGUACCAACUGCAGUAUGGACUGGAGGACAAGACUUGCUCGCAGAUCCCAAGGAUGCGGCCAUUUUACUGUCUAAAAUAAAGAAGCUCAUCUAUCACAAGAAGAUUCCUGAAUGGGCACACCUGGAUUUUAUCUGGGGAUUGGAUGCACCUUUGCAUAUGUACAAUGAAAUUAUUGAUCUGAUGCAGAAGUCCUUAACCCACAAGCAGUAG